This is a messenger RNA of Melampsora larici-populina 98AG31, 813 nucleotides long. RefSeq lists its product as uncharacterized. Gene Ontology annotation, molecular function: ATP binding; protein kinase activity. The transcript is spliced from 4 exons. Gene Ontology annotation, biological process: protein phosphorylation. The record is from RefSeq and is a predicted model, not a curated record. Lineage: Eukaryota; Fungi; Basidiomycota; Pucciniomycetes; Pucciniales; Melampsoraceae. The coding region runs from base 1 to 813 and encodes 270 amino acids.
AUGUCUCUUAUAAACUUCUCUCCCACCCUUCCUGGCUACAAGUUCAUGAAACAAAUAGGUGAAGGUAGCUAUGGGGAAGUUUGGGCAGCAUAUUCACUUGAGCAUCAAAAGAUGUGCGCCAUCAAACUGAUCCCGAACGCAAAUAUGGUUAACUACAUGUCGGUGGAGAAAAUCCUUGAUUCAGAACUUCGAGGACUUGAGGCUGGUGGUGAAUUAUAUCAAUGUAGUCUGACAUACAACCGUAGGCUAUGGCCUACUAAACACGUCAAGUUCUUUGUUGCAGAAUUGGCUGUAGUUCUAGAUCAUCUUCAUCGCAAGAACAUUGUUUACAGAGACCUCAAACCCGAUAAUGUACUUGUGAACUCAAACGGGCACGUAAAACUCACAGACUUUGGAUUGGCUCAAUAUAUUUGGGACAUUGAAACGGGCGUGUUGGUUGGAACUUUGCAAUACAUGUCACCUGAAAUGUUGGGAGGUAGAGAGUAUGGUUUUGAGACUGAUUGGUAUAGCCUCGGUUGUCUGGCAUUCGAAAUGCUUACUGCUUCAUAUCCUGGUUCAAUUGAUAAAGCAUACUCAGUUCCCGAUUCAUCUCAAAGAGAAAAGAUUCGAAUCCCAUUUGGAAUUGAUUCAAUUUGUCAAGAGUUUGUGAAUCGAUUACUUGAAUUUAAUCCUAGUCAAAGGAUCAGUUCAUUAGAUCAAAUUAAAUUAGAUCCUUGGAUGAAAGAUUUUGAUUGGGAUUCGAUUGAGAAGAUUGAAAUUCCUGCUAGCUUUGAACCAAAGAAAAUAAAUCAAUUCGAUCUUCCAAAAAAAUGA